UUCCAAGCAUGGAUCCAAUCCCAGGCACAUCAGUCAUAUUGGAGCACGGCGCCAAUAUUGCCCCGGACGAUAUCAAACGGAUGCUGACGUCGAUCUCGCGAGGAAAUCCCGACGAGCCCAAAGAAAACGACGAUUCUGGAGACGACUGUAAUGGGUUCAUACCACGAAAUCGGUUGAUAUCUGUUUUCAACUACAACAACGCACUACAAUGCCUAUCGGCUUGUCUCUCGUCCAGUGUCGAAACUACAAAAAUCGAUCUAAUCGCUCGCGAUAUCAGUCCAGAGGAUGGAGAGUGUCCUCGGUGUUCAGUCGCAACAUGCACUGGAUUGAGAAUCAUCUUCGUAACCUUACUGCUCCUGAACAGGGGUGCGUGUAUCUUGGAAAUACACAAGUCUGGGGAGAAGAUAUGUGAUAGUACCUGGCCGCUUGAUAACCCAAGUAACGAGUGUCCGACCGCCUUAGCUCUCCGGAAUAUCACACAGUCAUUUGAAGUACCAGAUAAAGAGUUAUUCAUCAGCCUCCAAUGGCGUAUGAGAUCUCCUUACUUCAAGACCACAACGCAAGUUUCGCAAGGCGUAAAGCCAUUUGAAGUUCGCGAUGAGGUAAUUCUGCCAUGGAUAAAGGCUGUGAAGAUAGUGGGAAGCGAGCGUGGAAACUUGUCAUCUGUGUACAAGAUCAAAAUUCAUGCAGGCCACCACGACGAUCAUACAUCGAAUGGAGGUUGGUUUGCGGUCAAAAUUCUCGAGAAAGGCAAGGUGCUCGCCUAUGCUGAGGAUGUCUUCAAACGCGAGACGGCCGCUAAUCAACGAGCCACCCAUCCACGAAUUGUCCCCCUCCUUGCCGCUUUCAAGCAUAGAAAUAAGUUUCAUCUCUUGUUCCCUUUAGCAAGUGGUGGCGAUCUUCAGCAAUUUUGGGAGAAAUUUGGGCCUCGCCCUGACCUCGGGGGCGAACCAGCCCCAUGGUUUUCACCGGAAUGGGUAACAGAGCAAUGCUAUAAUAUAGCCGAUGCACUAGCUACUGUCCACGGUUACUCAUCUAAUGGAGAUGCGGUUGUGAACAGGCCACAGAUUCAUCAUGAUAUCAAGCCGGAAAAUAUUCUGUGUUUUGAUGAUUCAAGGAACGGUGAGGUUACAUACAACCUCAUGCUGACAGACUUUGGCCUGUCGCUGCUUGCCGAUAGCCGAUCCACCUUCCGACCAGAGGAUAUCACAGCAACACUGACAUAUAGACCCCCUGAAGUAGACAUACCUGACGGAUCUGAUCUGGGGCAGAAGAUGGACGUCUGGUGUUUGGGUUGCCUUUACCUCGAUUUCGUAACCUGGGCCAUUCUCGGCUGGUCUGGAGUAGAAGAUUUCGAGGACAAACGCACUGAACGUGACGAAACCGAAUCUGGAGGCUCUAUAUGGAUAGAGGAUACAUUCUUUGCUAAAAGGAAGGUUGCUCAGUAUGGCUGGUGCUUUAGAAAGACCUUCAGGAAGGAGGCAAACAUCAAGCCUUCCGUCAUUUCGCAUAUGGACGACCUGCGACGUCAUGAAAUAUGCCGUGGUAACAUGAAGUUAGGGAAGAUUCUUGAUUACAUCGAGCGGAAGAUGCUAGUCGUCAACACCAAAAAGAGAGACGAAUCUAGCAAGAAAUUUCAUCAUGUCACUUAA
This is a messenger RNA of Colletotrichum phormii, 1652 nucleotides long. RefSeq names its product kinase-like domain-containing protein. Gene Ontology annotation, biological process: peptidyl-threonine phosphorylation; peptidyl-serine phosphorylation. The transcript is spliced from 5 exons. The record is from RefSeq and is a predicted model, not a curated record. Gene Ontology annotation, molecular function: ATP binding; protein serine/threonine kinase activity. Lineage: Eukaryota; Fungi; Ascomycota; Sordariomycetes; Glomerellales; Glomerellaceae. Bases 9 to 1652 code for a protein of 547 amino acids.